Molecule: messenger RNA, 420 nt
Organism: Solanum pennellii
Lineage: Eukaryota; Viridiplantae; Streptophyta; Magnoliopsida; Solanales; Solanaceae
Exons: 4
Coding region: 1-420 (139 amino acids)
Source: RefSeq, a predicted model, not a curated record
AUGUCGAUAUUCUCUGAUAUGGUAGAGGAUACUGUUGAGGUGUUCAUGGAUGACUUUUCGGUUGUGGGCGACUCCUUUGAUCGGUGUUUGAGUCACUUGGCCGAGUUUUUCAAAAGAUGUGAAGAUUCCAACCUUGUGCUUAAUUGGGAAAAAUAUCACUUUAUGGUGAAAGAAGAAUUCGGGGAGUUGAAGGAAAAGUUGGUGUCUGCGCCCAUUAUUAUUUCCCCUGAUUGGAGUAAGCGAUUGGACGUGAUGUGCGAUGCUAGUGGGGUUGCUCGUGGUAUGGGAAAAAAACCAAAAUUCUACAGAAAAUGGUCUGGUGCACAGAUCUACGGACCCGCAACGACCGUUGUUCAAUCGUUGAUGGUGUCUGUAGAUCCCAGGAAAUAUGUCCAAAGCGAAAAUGGAGAAGGCAACUGA